Molecule: messenger RNA, 5636 nt
Organism: Syngnathus acus (greater pipefish)
Lineage: Eukaryota; Metazoa; Chordata; Actinopteri; Syngnathiformes; Syngnathidae
Gene: pcdh11
Product: protocadherin 11
Exons: 4
Coding region: 689-3820 (1043 amino acids)
Biological process (GO): homophilic cell-cell adhesion
Cellular component (GO): plasma membrane
Molecular function (GO): calcium ion binding
Source: RefSeq, a predicted model, not a curated record
GAGGGAGAGAGGUGGGCACACACGGAGAGUUCACCCAAUACUACCGAGACGUUUCCAGUUUAGCGCACCGCCUCGGCGAAACGUCUAUCCCGGCUCUGGCAAGUGUGCUGCACCGAGCCUCAGUUUGAUCCAUCUGGAGGAGGGAGGGGGGCGGGCAGGCGAUGCAAACUGUACAUCCCUCUUAUUUGGGAAUUUUUGUUUGUUUGUUUGCUCAAGAUUGUAAAAUUGAGUGUCUGCAAGUGUUCACCAAGAAGUGUAUUUUUGGAUGGAAGUUUUUGACACACGUUUUAGCGCAUUCGAUUUUGACUUAAUUAGAUACAGUGAGAAAAACGAAGCUUGGACAUCUGAAGAGGAAUUGUACUGGCAUUCCAUUUAUAAACAAAGUUGUGUGCGUGUUUCUUUCCUCCAUCUCUCGUGGAGUGGACAACCGAUUUUUGCGCAUGGAUAAGUUUUUGUAGUGGAUAUUUGUUUUGUUCUCUUGGCAUUAUUUUUUCUUCUUCACGAGGAUUAUUGCCCUCGUCUAAUCUCCACUUCAGCUCAAUACAUGGCACUUUAUUUAUUAUUUUUAUAUUUUCCUUUUUGAAAAUCAGUGAUGCCUUUACGCGGAGGCAGCACUAACUGAUUUUUCAGCCCAGCCAAGCGAAAAAGAAUUGCUUCUGUGGAAGUGAAGCGCCAUCCACUAUUGAGUAUGAACUUAGCAAGUCAGACUUAUGUGCUGGUGGUCUUCCUCACCUCCACGGUCUUCAUAUGCCGGGCCCAGGAGAGAGACUACACAGUGAAGGAGGAGCAGCCGGAGAACGUCCGCAUUGGGAACCUGCGCAGGGAUCUCGACCUCAACUUGGACCCAAACAUCCGGCUGUCCUCACCCCUGCAGUUCAAGCCUGUCUACAAGACAGGGGACGUGCCUUUGGUGAGGGUGGAGGCCAACACGGGGGAGAUCUUUACAACCAAUCACCGGAUCGACAGGGAGAAGCUUUGCUCCGGGGUGUUCGCAGAGAAACGCUGCUAUUAUGAAAUAGAGGUGGCUGUCUUGCCUGACGAGAUCUUCCGACUGGUCAAGAUCCGCUUCCUGAUUGAGGACGUCAAUGACAACGCCCCCCUUUUCCAGUCCACGGUCAUAAACAUCUCAAUCCCAGAGAACACUGCCAUUAACACCCGGUACCCGGUGCCCUCUGCAUUUGACCCCGACGUCGGAAUCAAUGGGAUCCAACAUUACGAGCUGGUCAAGAGUGUCGGAGAAUUUGGCUUGGACAUCAUUGAGACGCCUGAGGGUGACAAGUGGCCACAGUUGAUCGUUCAGCAGAACCUAGAUCGUGAGCAGAAGGACACCUUUGUCAUGAAGAUAAAGGUAGAAGAUGGUGGCAACCCUCCCAAGUCCAGCACUGCUAUUCUGCAAGUCACCAUCUCCGAUGUCAACGACAAUCGUCCCGUCUUCAAGCAUAGCGAGUUGGAAGUCACGGUACCGGAGAAUGCCCCCACGGGAACAUCAGUUGUUCAGCUUCAUGCAACGGAUGCAGACCUAGGGUCCAACGCCCAGAUCCACUUCACCUUCAGUAACCAGAUCUCUGCCUCGACCAAACGUCACUUUGCCAUUGACAGCACAACGGGACUAAUCACUGUAAAGCAGUCACUGGACAGGGAGCUCACUCCUGUUCACAAACUUAUUGUUCUGGCAAGUGAUGGCAGUUCCACACCCUCCAGGGCCACGGUGACUAUAAAUGUUACAGAUGUUAAUGACAAUGUUCCCUCCAUUGACACUCGCUACAUAAUCAACUUGGUGAACGGGACUGUGCUUUUGUCUGAGAAUGCUCCCCUCAACACCAAAAUAGCACUCAUCACAGUUACAGACAGAGAUGCAGAUCUCUAUGGAAAAGUCACUUGCUACACUGACCAUGAUGUUCCAUUUCGGCUGAAGCCUGUCUUUAAUGAUCAGUUUUUACUGGAGACAGCUGCUCCCCUCGAUUAUGAGACAACUCGAGAAUAUGCAAUUAGGAUAGUGGCCUCGGAUAGAGGAACGCCUCCUUUGAACACUUCAGCUAUGGUUUUAAUUAAAAUCAAGGAUGAGAAUGACAAUGCGCCCAUCUUCCCCCAGCCCGAAAUUCAACUUUCCAUACCAGAGAAUAAUGACCCGUCCUCACAGUUAAUAAAAAUCAGUGCCACUGAUGCAGACAGCGGACAUAAUGCAGAGAUUAUUUAUACCCUUGGCCCCGAUGCACCCGAUGGGUUUAAUAUAGACAGACGGUCAGGAAUCCUUUCCGUUGGCAAACGACUGGACAGAGAGAAGCAGGAGAAGUACUCAUUCACUGUCAUAGGCAGGGACAAUGGUUCAUCGUCCCUACAGAGCAAUGUCACUGUCAGGCUAAUCGUUCAGGACCUUAAUGACAACAGCCCUGCUUUCACACACCCCGAGUACAACUUCUAUGUGCCUGAAAACCUUCCACUCUUUGGAACUGUGGGCUUAAUUACAGUGACAGAUGCAGACGCGGGAGACAAUGCUGUUGUAACCCUGUCCAUUCUGAAUGGGAAAGAUCAUUUCAUCAUUGACCCUCAAACAGGUGUAAUCAAGCCCAAUAUCACUUUUGAUCGAGAGCAGCAGAGCUCUUACACAUUUAUGGUCAAGGCAGUGGAUGGAGGUCAACCCCCUAGCUCUUCCUAUGCCAAGGUCACUAUAAAUGUGGUUGAUGUAAAUGACAAUCGCCCCGUGUUUGUUGUUCCUGCUUCCAAUUACUCAUAUGACCUCGUGCGGACCACCACCACCCCUGGUGACGUUGUUACAAGAGUGUUUGCCAUUGACAACGACACGGGUAUGAAUGCUGAGCUACAAUAUAGCAUUACCAGCAGCAUCAUCAUCACAUCUCGAGUCUCCCCUCGAGGGCUUUUUACCAUCGACAAAACAACAGGCAACAUAACACUGCAGGAGAAAAUUGUGGCGGCGGAUCAAGGACUGCAUAGGCUGGUUGUCAAAGUCAAAGAUCUAGGGCAGCCAGAAUCAUUACAAGCUAUUGCACUCAUUCACUUAUUUGUCAAUGACACUGUUUCAAAUGCCACGUUUAUCCAAGAACAGCUGCAGAAAAGUAUGGAGACACCACUGGACCGAAACAUAGGGGACAGUGAGUUAACACCUCAGGCUAACGGAUAUGUGAUUGUUGUCAUAGCUAUCAUCGCUGGGACUAUGACUGUCAUCUUGGUGAUAUUUGUCACUGCCUUGGUGCGCUGCCGACAGACACCCAGACACAAAGUGGUACAGAAGGGCAAGCAGAGUGGCGAGUGGGUGUCACCUAACCAAGAGAACCGUCAAAUCAAAAAGAAGAAGAAGAGAAAGAAGCGCUCCCCAAAGAGCCUCCUCCUGAACUUUGUGACCAUAGAUGAAUCUAAGCCUGACGACCCCACACAUGAGCAUGUUAACGGUACGCUGGAUCUCCCUGUGGAGCUAGAGGAGCAAACCAUGGGGAAGUACAACUGGGCCACCACACCCACCACCUUCAAACCUGACAGCCCGGACUUAGCCAAGCAUUACAAAUCUGCGUCCCCUCAACCUACAUUUCAAAUCAAACCGGAGACUCCGGUGGCCCCAAAGAAGCAUCACGUGAUCCAGGAGCUCCCUUUGGACAACACAUUUGUGGUGGGCUGUGACACGCUCUCCAAGUGCUCAUCGACGAGCUCCGACCCAUACAGUGUCUCAGACUGCGGCUGUCAGGGAGGAUUCAAGACUCCUGGGCAAAUCGCCACCCGACAGGAGACUGCACUGAAACCACCACACUAUGGCACACUCUGUGGCACAGGUACAGCUCGCUCCCACAGGAUUAAAAUCAAUCUCUAGCUCCCACUACCUAAAGAGAGGGAGAGAGAGAGAGAGAGAGAGAGAGAGAGAGAGAGAGAGAGAGAGAGAGAGAGAGAGAGAGAGAGAGAGAGAGAGAGAGAGAGAGAGAGAGAGAGGGGUGGGGAGGGGACAAAGAAAAGAGAACGAGUGAGGGCAGAAGGCAGGAAGUGCCAAGGUGAUCAAGUACUUUACAGCCGGUACAGCCUCAAAGCUCACCUCUUCAUACAGACAUGGAAGUGGAAAAGAGAGGAGAGAAAAAAAGGGGGUAAUGAGGAAAUAAGAGAGACGCUUAAUGUUUCCCUGCUUCAAACUUGACAAAAAUCCUCUUGUAAAAUGUAUUGGAAGUGUGACUUGUGUUUGAGUCAAAUGCUACGACCUUAAACUCCAGCACCCAUGCUGUACAAUAGGUGUCAAUAGAUCUGUAAAGUAUGUUUAUAUGUAUGUAUGUGUAUCCAAUACAGAGUUGAUGGUGUUUAUAUUUAUUAAGUACAACCAUUUCCUUGCCUUUUGUUUUUUGCAAAGUUGCCUAAUGGCAUUUUAUUGUCUUAAUUUUUUUCACGCAUUAAUUUUCUUGUGAGCUUGCUCUCAGAACUAAUGACUUAAUAUGUAUUUAUGCUGCAAGGUCUACUGGGCCGUAGGCUUCCGCUAGUGCACACAUCACAGUCAACUUGUUUUCACUUUUCACUAGUGUAGCCACAGAAAGCAAUUUUUAGUUCACCUACGACCCUACCCUCUAUUGUUCUGAUCGCAUUGUUAUUACUAUACUGGAAGAGGUGGUAGGACAAAUUUAAUACUUUGAGAUAAGCCACAAUCACAAGGGACUUGGGUUAUACUCAAAGGCUGUUUAUGUAGGGCAGAUUUGAAGAGCACUAAGCAUGACCUUUUGCGUGUCACUUUAAAUUCCCAAGUUGGGAAGUGGUUUAACCUGCUGAGAGAUAUUAAAAUGACUCCAGAUGGUUAAAUUGACAAAAAAAGGAAAACAUACUAUAUUAAAAAAAAAUCUUUAAAUAUUUGGUUGACAGGCUUAUAAGUGAAAGUAACUUGCUUGCACUUCUUGCACACACUUGCAGGAAUAAUUUUUAUAGUUGACAAGAACAUUGAGCACCAAACCUUGUGACCUCUUGUUCAGAGCAUUAUCAUCUUUCUCCACACAUCUCACAGCAUCACUAUGGCACAACUGGUCCCGAGUAGAUCAUUUCUGAAUUGACUGGUUGAUGUGAUCAACAUUGUUAAGUUAGUUACAGUAUGUGAAGCCUGUGAUGAAUCACAGCUAUAACCAUAGAAUAAGAUUUGUUAAAAUAGACAUAGCCAGUCAAUUAGAAAUGUACAGCCGAGCUGGACCAGAAAAUACAUUGUCUUUGGAUGAUGGACAUUUUUCAACCAGCAUCCUCUCUGAUAUUGUGCCAUGACUCAACCGACUAUGUCUAUUUUAAAGCUUUUAAUUGUAUUGCCUUUCUGUGGGGCAGGUUGUUAUUAUCGGAGGAGGUAUAUACUGUACAUGUAAUUAUGGUAUCAAAUGUAUUCACUUCUGCGUAGGAGCUACAGUUUGACGUUUCCAUAGCAUCCUAGUACUGUAAUGGUUAGAUUUGGCUGAUCUUUGGGGAAAUAACAACAACAAAAAAUACUUAUGACUUUGAAAACUUGUAUUGUUGUAAGAAAGACAGAUGACCUCACAUUUAUUUAAUGUGAAGUACAAUAUGCACCUUACAUGAUCUUUGUAUUUGACUUUGAUUUGCCAGUGUGGAGAAAACUGUAACUGUUUCAUGUAUGUGUGCGCUUCGAAAAUUUAUUAAAGUCUUUUGCAUUGUACUGCAAA